GAGAGGAAAGGCGGGUGGGGGCAAUCCCAAGCAUCAAGAGCUUUUCAGCCAUAUGUGUGUAAAAAUUCUCUUUCCAUAUCACGUGACACAAGGAAGAGGCUCAAACCCAUUACACAAUAAUAAAAAUAUGCUUUUGGCAAAGUUGAGCCAAAACCUGAAGCUGCUGCAGGAAGCUGGGAAUAGCAGCGAAAGGAAUAAACUUUUUAAAACGCCGUUUGAGGACUUGAAUUUUCAAGCUACCCUCAGAAAGGAAGUUGCCUGCAGAAAUAACUGGGAUUCAUGCUAAACUGUGUGACAACGAUUUGCAAUGAAACAUCUGCUUAAGAUUCAGUAGAUUUUCCAGUGCAGGGUCAAGAAAGAAAAAGAUUAGUCCUGACGAGAUUAGUCCUGAUAUUCAGAGAAGAGUGCUAGAGAACUGUCUGGAAGCUGGUUAGAUUGAACAAAAACUCAUCUUAUAUUAAGUUUCACCAUGAUCUCUGUGGUUCUGCUCAUCUGGACCGUGCCUUGUGUAGCUAAUCAGCUUCUCAGUGGCUUUGUUAAAGGAGAAUUUCAAAAAGGUUCCCACCAGCUCAUAUGCAGCAUGCCAGGGCCACAGGGCCCUCCUGGCCCCCCUGGAGCACCAGGGUCUCCAGGAACAAUUGGGCGAAUGGGGUUUCCAGGAAAGGAUGGAAAAGAUGGUGAGGACGGGGAGAAAGGAGAGCAUGGCGAGGAAGGUCCCCAAGGCAGAACCGGAAACCCAGGCAAACCAGGACCAAAGGGGAAAGCAGGCGCCAUAGGCAAAGCAGGACCACGAGGUCCAAAGGGCAUUAAGGGGAAUCAUGGGAAAAAUGGAGCGCAAGGAAAGAAAGGACCCAAAGGGAAAAAGGGUGAUACUGGGAUGCCAGGACCAUGCAGCUGUGACACCAAAAAGGCCAAAUCUGCCUUUUCCGUCGCAGUCACCAAAAGCUACCCGAGAGAGAGGCUGCCCAUCAAAUUUGACAAGAUCCUUAUGAAUGAAGGAGAGCACUACAAUGCUUCCAGUGGGAAAUUUAUAUGCAGCAUUCCUGGUAUUUACUACUUCACUUACGACAUCACUUUGGCCAAUAAACACUUGGCCAUUGGGUUGGUCCACAACGGGCAAUACCGAAUAAAGACUUUUGAUGCCAAUACUGGUAACCACGAUGUGGCCUCUGGAUCAACCAUUAUUGCCCUGAAGCAGGACGAUGAGGUGUGGUUGCAGAUCUUCUACUCGGAACAAAACGGGCUCUUUUAUGAUCCCUACUGGACAGACAGUUUAUUUACCGGCUUUCUCAUAUAUGCUGACCAGGAUUCUCUCAAUGAAAUAUAAGAAGAGACUGUCAAAAAAUAGGAAGCGAGUUUGGGAGCUUAUACAAGCAAAGUACAGCUUUAAGUACUUAUGUGUGAGAAUCAUAGGACUCUGCAUUCUUAGAGCUGUAACGCUGCAUUGGCUAGUUGGAAGUCUCCCAUACCGUUAAAGCAUUGUAUUUGAAUGUCAUUUAAGUUUUAGCACAAGCUCUUUAGUUGCUGUGCUUUCCUAGAACCUUUACCUAGCGAUAAAGGGAAGAUACUCAGCAUACAGUUUACUUGGAGGUGGGGAGCAAUUAUCACGUGGUUGAUAUCAGGUGUUUCCCACCAGGAUUGUCCUUUUAUUGGGUUUGUACAGCGCAUAGCAUAAUGGGCUCCGAGGUGCUACAGUAAUACAAAUAGAGUUAGGAUCGGUCAGACCACUUUAAAGUACCCUUAAUGAUUGUUUUUUACAGUCCUUGAAGUUGUCUGUUAUAUUUUCCUCUACCAAGCAGAUACGCUGUGGUCAGAUUACUAUAACUUGUAUUGUAUUACUAUAACUUGUUAUAACUAUAACACCAAUGCAGAAUCUAUAUCUUUAUUUUUUUUAAAUUACAAAAAAUGAGCCAAAACAUCUAUUUCCUGCAGCCUCGUAUCGGAAGCACUGUUAUAGACAAUAUCUAUCCCCCUGCAGAAAGGAUCUUCAUUAAUGCAAAGUCGAAGUUCAGUAACCACUAAAGAGUCAGGCAGUUCUCUGUUAAGAUUCUAACAGCAGCUUCGUAAGUGCAUUAUCAAUGGGCAAAGCAGCCUGGCCAAAAUAGCACUGGUACAAAGACCUCAUCUUAGCCCCUUCAUAGUCAAUGGUACAGCUUCCUGUAAGAUACUGGCCGCUCUCCACUCCCAUUCAAUGGGUAUUAAUGGCACUCAGUACCUUUCAGAAUGCAUCCAAUAUUCACAAAAUCAGAUUUUAAGAGAGACCUGAACUGGAAUCCUGGAUCUGAUUCCACACAAGUUUUGGUAAAGUUGGUAUCUGGAUCUGGACCCAAGUGUCACAUCUCAGGACUGCAUGGGCCAAAUGGCCCAGUGAGAUUCUGAUCCAAAUCUGGCAUUUGGGCUCAUGCCUCAAGCUGAGGACAAACUUUUAUUCCAUGAACUGUUGUGUUAACUUCUCUCCCUAGCUUUUGCUGUGCAGGAUCUGUGUGCUGCUGCUAAGGCUCUUUUCUAGGGCUUUAAUGCAUACACACAUAUCCAAUUCCUAAGUAUGGUGACCCACUGCUACAAGAUAUUUGUUUUCAGCGUACCAUGGUAAAACAUUACUGAUGCUCUGGAAUCAGCCACAUUCAGGUUUGUA
Molecule: messenger RNA, 2635 nt
Organism: Chelonia mydas (Green sea turtle)
Lineage: Eukaryota; Metazoa; Chordata; Testudines; Cheloniidae
Gene: C1QTNF2
Product: C1q and TNF related 2
Exons: 4
Coding region: 470-1327 (285 amino acids)
Molecular function (GO): protein binding
Source: RefSeq, a predicted model, not a curated record